AUGAGACAGCAACAGAAGCAGAACGAGACUCACCAUACCGAACGGCAAGUCGUAUUGUCGGACCUGAACGCGAAGAUCGACGGUCUCGACGUCGCGAUCGCCAGUCUGAUGGCAGAACAGCAGACGUUGAAAAAGGUCCGGGCAUACAUCCUGUCGACAUACGACAAGGCAACGGAUGCCUCAAACCACACCACUACUCCAGCAAAUUCAGCUUCCAAAUCAUUUAAGGGGCCUACAUACCCUCGGCACUCUCUUACAAUGAAGAAAGCACGGUCAAGUCUCCGCCAGGAAGUCUUGAUCCGAAACGCCAUGGAGAGGGAAAAGAGUUCGUCACCUCCAGGAUCUGUUGGUCUUCUAUCUAGCGAUGAGUUUGAAGCUUCUUUCCCAAACCACGAAGUGCCCAGUGGCCACGACAAUAGUAACGCAGAUGGCUGUGGCGGCGACAUCGAUGCCAGACGUGAUGUCAGGCCAUCCGUGGAAGGCAUAUCUUCUUCAACCGCGGAGAACCACUCUGCUCCUUUCUCAAUCACAACAGCCAAGGAAGCCACACGUAGCACCACUCCUUCUCCGGAUAGUGAGAUGACCACACUCGACCCACCCGCUCGGAAUGGCAAAGGUGUUCACUGGCAUGCAAAACGUGUUAUCAAACGCAAGUUGCAGGCGAAUGCGGCCAAAGCCCGAGUUGCGCGCAUGCGAAAGUUGGAGCAGAUGAACAUGGCAGCGGCAUGA
Alternaria conjuncta is the source of this 729-nucleotide messenger RNA. RefSeq lists its product as uncharacterized. Bases 1 to 729 code for a protein of 242 amino acids. The record is from RefSeq and is a predicted model, not a curated record. Lineage: Eukaryota; Fungi; Ascomycota; Dothideomycetes; Pleosporales; Pleosporaceae. The transcript has a single exon.